CGCAGGCAACAAAAACUAGUGUAAUUUAUUCUAGUGAACUUUGCCGCUCCAGGCGGUCUCCUCUUCUCUCACCCCCAAUUUCAAAUUUUUCCCAAUUUUACCAAGUACUGUGGCUCUGACACCCCGUGAACUACCGCCCAUAAUUGCACAAAGGAGAACCAAACUACCCAGGUCCCCCAGAAAGGGGGAAAUUUGCAAAUGGCAGCUACUUCUCCUACAACUACCAAACUCAACGGAUUACCCUUUUGCUACUGCCAUCGUCACUCUCCGCCCUCUGCUUCCUCCCACCUCGACCGCCUCCUCUUCCCACCAUCCACCCUCCGUCGGAGCUCUCUCCUUCACUCCAUCGGCGACGCUGCUAGAUUCCCGGCACUAUUCGCUCGCCGAUUGAAGCGGUAUCCUAAGUCGGCGGCGGCGAUGCUUCACCAGGACCCGAUCCUGUCGGACGCUAUAGCGACCGGAUUGUCUGGAGCGGUCGCGCUCUCGGUGCUCCGGCUGUUUGAGGAAACUGCCAAGCGCGGCAUCUUCGACCAGGUUAGAAAUCUCAGUCGCUCGCUUGGUUCGAUUUGUUUGCUUUCGGGGUUUUUUUUCUUCUUUUCUUCGUUACCCAAUUAGCGUUGUUUUUACCGGAAUUUGUCGUUUCUCAUGGCGCACUUUGGGCUCCGGGGGGAGAACCAAUUAGGUAAAUGAAUUAAUGAUUUGUGUUAACUUGAUUCCUCCAAACGUGGAAACCGGUGGCAUUUUCUGUCAGGCAGUGUUAUUUAAUGCACAUUCCGCAUAUUCUACUAAUUACGGCGACCCUUUCACUCCAGUGAGGUCAUUAAGGUGCGAGUGGAGAUUUCAGAGAAAGUUUGAGAAAUAGAUUAUUAUACAAAUGAUGCACAUGACUGUCAGGCAGCUGGGUCAGUGGUAGUUAUAAUAUAGAGAGAUGGGUCUUCGUUGGUGACGAUGAGAAGGGAACAGAAUUUUCUGUCUGUCUUAAAACACCAGCUUACAGCCACACGCACCCACAAAGGGAUUCCUUUGAUUCCCACUUCCGAGUAUGUUUGUUUCCGGUGGAGUAGUGUCUGAUCUAUGGGCGACGGUGGUGUUGACGGUGGCCGUUUUUGGUUUACUGGAGCUAUGGAAGGAAACUGCCAAGCGUGGAGUUGACCAGAAAAUGAAUAGGAAGCUUGUGCACAUAAGUAUUGGGCUAGUUUUCAUGCUUUGCUGGCCGCUUUUCAGUUCAGGGCCUCGGGGUGCAAUCAUGGCAGCUCUUAUUCCAGGUGCCAACAUAAUAAAAAUGCUUCUUAUUGGAUCUGGUUUGUGGAAAGAUGAAGCCACUGUGAAAUCAAUGAGCAGAUUUGGUGACCGCAGGGAACUUCUCAAGGGGCCGCUAUACUAUGCUACAACAAUCACACUGGCUUGUGCAAUCUGGUGGAGGACUUCCCCUAUUGGCUUUGCAGCUAUAUGCAACCUAUGUGCUGGAGAUGGGAUGGCAGACAUUGUGGGUAGAAGGUUUGGCAGUCAGAAACUACCUCACAACAGAAACAAGUCUGUAGCUGGGAGCAUUGCAAUGGCACUGUCUGGUUUCUUAGCAUCUGUUGGGUAUAUGCAUUAUUUUGCCUCAUUUGGGUAUGUUGAGGAGAGCUGGGGGAUGGUAUUAGGGUUCCUUGCUGCGUCUGUUGCAUCAGCCAUUGUCGAAUCGCUCCCCAUAAGUACCGAGCUCGAUGACAACCUCACUGUGACUCUUGCUUCUGUGUUAGUAGGGAAACUUGUUUUCUGAUGCGAUGAUAGGAAGGCCUAAUGAGGUUAUUCCGAGCACGGAUUUGUGGUGUUACAAACACCAGCAGUGGCAAGGCCAGGGGCAAUGUAGGAGAUGAACUUGUAAUUGUUGUAUCUGCAUAUUGAAUAGAGUAAGCUAAGUAAUGUGAUUCGGUAAUUCAGAACUUGCUUCUAUGAUGUGUUUAGGCUGCCAAUUAUUGACAAGAUCUUGAGAUUCUAUGUAGAGUUUGCAGAUUCUCUGCCUGCCAGUAACUUUAUAAGUUGUAUUUUCUUGCACCUUUAAUUGGAUUUGUUUAAUCAUGAGGUUUGUUGGAGAAAUUAUUGACAUAAGCAAAUAGCAUAGUGCAAAGUAUGUCCAAUAAAAUUAUUAAAAGG
Molecule: messenger RNA, 2139 nt
Organism: Linum tenue
Lineage: Eukaryota; Viridiplantae; Streptophyta; Magnoliopsida; Malpighiales; Linaceae
Source: the annotation of a GenBank genome assembly